AUUCCACGUUUCCAAUAUAUUUCACGUGCGUUGUGUGCAGGAAAUAAACAAAAAUUUAUAUUAAUUUUUUCAUCGUUUUCUUUUGCUAUUUUCUGCAAUUAAAAUAGAUAAUUUAAUUCCAUAGCAAUUGACUAUGCCACCGAAAAAGGCAGCAGGUGGAGCGAAAGCAGGAAAAUCAAAAUCUGCAGAUGACGGUGAUAAAGGAAAAGGCGAUAAAAAAGGAGGGACAGCAGUGAAGGUAAGGCAUAUUCUUUGUGAAAAGCAGUCGAAAAUUUUGGAAGCUAUGGAAAAAUUGAAAGCCGGACAGAAAUUUAAUGAAGUCGCCGCUACGUACAGUGAGGAUAAAGCAAGAUCAGGGGGCGAUCUGGGUUGGAUGACACGAGGGUCAAUGGUUGGUCCUUUUCAAGAAGCAGCAUUCGCACUUCCAAUUUCAAAUUUGGGCUCUCCAGUUUAUACGGACCCACCGGUCAAAACUAAAUUCGGCUAUCAUAUUAUUAUGGUCGAGGGGAAAAAAUGAAAAACUUGUAAAUAUCUUUUUCAUUCUAAUAAACAAUUUUUUGUAUAUAUAAUUACCAAAA
Leptopilina heterotoma is the source of this 578-nucleotide messenger RNA. RefSeq names its product peptidyl-prolyl cis-trans isomerase NIMA-interacting 4. Gene Ontology annotation, molecular function: DNA binding; peptidyl-prolyl cis-trans isomerase activity. The record is from RefSeq and is a predicted model, not a curated record. Lineage: Eukaryota; Metazoa; Arthropoda; Insecta; Hymenoptera; Figitidae. Gene Ontology annotation, biological process: rRNA processing. The transcript has 3 exons. The coding region runs from base 134 to 517 and encodes 127 amino acids.